Pyricularia grisea is the source of this 4341-nucleotide messenger RNA. RefSeq lists its product as uncharacterized. Gene Ontology annotation, cellular component: membrane. Gene Ontology annotation, molecular function: ATP hydrolysis activity; P-type sodium:potassium-exchanging transporter activity; ATP binding. NCBI's taxonomy places the organism in Eukaryota, Fungi, Ascomycota, Sordariomycetes, Magnaporthales, Pyriculariaceae. Bases 663 to 3986 code for a protein of 1107 amino acids. The transcript has 7 exons. The record is from RefSeq and is a predicted model, not a curated record. Gene Ontology annotation, biological process: proton transmembrane transport; intracellular potassium ion homeostasis; potassium ion import across plasma membrane.
GGCGGGUGGACUCUCUCUAUCUAUCUCUCUCUAACCUAUGCUUGACUUGACUCCGUUGCCUGACCGUUGCUCCGACGCGCCCUGAUUUUUCCCGCUACUGUUUUCCAAACGGCCUAGGCCUAACAAAAAAAAAAUCUGACUGACACCUACUAAAUCCGGGCGGGAAAACCUGGAUGGUUCAGGUACCUGGCAGCACCAGCGUUGUAUAAGCUUCCUUAGAGGUCACCGCCUUUGCAACGCCUCAAUCACUCCAACGCGCCACCGGCGGCCGGAAGGGCAGUUUUAGUCCUCCUCCGUUUCGCUUUAUCCAUACUGCACCUGUUUUUUUCCCCCCUCCUUCCCUUGUGCCCGACUACACUGCCACCUGCCUCAUAUCUUUUGUUCUCUAAUACACUCUGUUCCUGUUUUUAUUCUUUGCCCACUUGUUCUUGAUCCUAUCUUUUCCGUCUCAACAUGACACAGAUGUAUAAGAGGCUUUUGGGCGCACACCCUCUCACUUGCUGAGAUGGCUGGCCCUCCAGUUCACCUUUUUCCUCCUCCUUCCCUCUUCCAUCUCUCCUUUCCUCCCUUCUCUCCUCCUUUCUCUGUCCUCCUUUGCUCGUCUGUCAGCUUUCAUCCCAACUCUUCCUCUUCCCCUUUUUUCUUGUUGCAUCAACUUCUGAAUGGACAAAGUAGAGCUGGCUGUUGCUGAACCUACCCGCCAAGGUAUAACAUGGCAAGCCGGUCCUACUACAGUCCAGGACGAGGAGUCAGGGCAGGCGAGGGACCGCCCGGGCACUGGUGUGUCGAGGCGUCGGUCGCUCUCUGCCCAUAGCGUCCGUUCCAGAAGAUCUAUCGAUGCCUCUGCCACCAUCCCAAUCCAGUACCGUACGCUCUCGAUAGACGUACAAGAGGCACAGACUCGGAACAAUGCCGAGAGGAAGAAGGAUGCCGUGACACAAGAUCUCGCGGAUAUUGACUGGCACACGCUGGACAUUGACAUCCUUGCUCGGUCUCUUUCAACCUCAUUGAAGGAUGGAUUGUCUGCUGAGCAGGCCGAGCGCCGCAUCAAACAGCACGGCAAAAACGUGCCAUCCCCUCCAGAGACCCAUCAUUUCAGGGAUAUCAUGGGCUACCUCUUCAAGGGGUUUGGUCCAGUUCUGCUCGUCGGUUCCAUUCUUGUUUUCAUUGCAUGGAGACCACUUGGCGACCCUCCGGCGACUGCCAACCUUGCUCUAGCCAUCGUUUUGCUUGCCGUCUUCUUCAUCCAGGCCGGCUUCAACAUGUGGCAAGACUGGUCUUCGUCUCGCGUCAUGGCCUCCAUCAAGACCAUGUUGCCCGACGAAUGCAUGGUCCUCAGGGACGGCGUGCUCGUCAAUAUGUUCGCCGCUGACAUCGUGCCUGGCGACGUCUUGGUCAUCAAGGCCGGCAACAAGCUUCCCGCGGACGUGCGCUUCUGUGAAGUGUCUUCUGACGCCAAGUUUGAUCGGUCUAUUCUAACAGGCGAGUCGCUUCCUCUGCCGGCAACGGUGGAGACGACAGACGCCAACUACCUUGAGACGCGAUGCAUUGGGCUCCAGGGCACGCACUGCGCCAGCGGGACAUGUCACGGCAUCGUCGUCGCCACGGGGAACAAGACCGUCUUUGGCCGGAUCGCCAAGUUGACCAAUGAGCCCAAGAAGGGAAUGACAACGCUCGAGCGCGAGGUGCUCAACUUUGUAUGGAUCAUCUGCUCCAUCAUGGUGCUCAUGGUUGUCCUCGUCAUCAUCCUCUGGGCCGCUUGGCUACGGAGGGAACACCCGGGUUGGAUCAGCGUCUCUGGUCUGAUCGUCAGCUGCGUGUCUGUCGCUGUUGCAUUUAUUCCGGAAGGCCUGCCUGUAGCCUUGACUGCCAGCUUGACCAUCAGUGCCAACAUGAUGCGCAAGAACAAGGUUUUGUGCAAGUCGCUCAAGACGGUUGAGACGUUGGGUGCUGUCUCGGUCAUUUGUUCCGACAAGACAGGCACGCUUACAGGGAACAAAAUGGUUGUCACCGACUGUGCCCUUGGCGGCCAAACUCAUACGGUCGAAGAAGCCCAUGAGCUCCUCAUGGCAAACCGAAGCAACGACUCAGCAGAGUGUCUAGUAGGUAGUGCUCUGGACCAGCUCCGGACAAUUGCCGCUCUCUGUAACGCCGGAGAGUUCGAUGCCGCCACGCGCAACCUGCCUCUAGAGAACCGACGAAUCAACGGCGACGCCACGGAUCAGGCCAUCCUGCGCUUCGCUGAAACCAUGGGCUCGGCCAUGGCGACACGUCGUUGCUGGCAGACCCGUUUUGACCUGGCAUUCAACAGCAAGAACAAGUUCAUGAUUCGCGUGCUGAGCAGCUCGGACCCCAACGGCCUGGCAGACGCCCUUUCACCUGAUACGGUCUCCGUCUUUGAGCCUGGCGAUCUCCUCUUGACAAUCAAGGGUGCCCCGGACGUCCUGCUCGGCCGCUGCUCCAAGUACGUAGGUAGCAGUGGUGCCACCCUGAAUCUCUCUGACGCUGCCAGGGAUGAAAUUGAACGGGUCAAAAACGAGUGGUCCGCACGGGGGCGCCGCGUGCUACUGCUGGCCCGCAAAGUCCUAUCCAGGGGCUGGGUCAAGAACAGCCCGUCGUCGCCCGCUUUCGAGCGCGAGGCCAUGGAGGUCUCGUCGUCCGGCUUGACACUGGUUGGGCUCGUCGCCAUUGCCGACCCACCGCGUCCCGAGAUCCCCGGCGUCGUAAAAACCCUCAGGGGUGCGGGCAUCCGGAUAUUCAUGGUUACGGGUGACUUUGCCCUCACGGCCCAGGCUAUCGCGCGUGAGUGUGGUAUCAUCACGAAUCCGGACAGUGCCGUCCAUGACGUCUCGGCGCUGUCGCGUGAUGUCAGCGAGAUGAGCAAGGGCGUGAUUAGCGACGACACGCCGCCCGCUAACAAGUCCAUCGUAAUCUCUGGCGCCGACAUGGCGGGCAUGCUGUCGAACCAGUGGGACCAGUUGGCUGCCGAGUUCAGCGAGGUUGUCUUUGCGCGCACGACGCCUGAGCAGAAGCUCCGUAUCGUACGUGAGCUUCAAGCCCGUUCCAACAUCGUGGGCAUGACGGGAGAUGGUGUCAAUGACGCCCCGGCUCUGCGUGCUGCUGAUGUCGGCAUCGCCAUUGGCGGCGGGUCUGACAUUGCCGCCGAGGCCGCCGACAUGGUGCUGCUCGAAUCGUUUGGCAGUGUCGUCGAAGCGGUGCGAUACGGGCGGACGACGUUUGACAACCUGAAAAAGACCAUUGCGUACUUGUUGCCUGCGGGUAGCUUUAGCGAGUUCUGGCCUGUCAUGACCAAUGUUAUGUUUGGACUGCCGCAGAUCCUGAGCAGUUUCUUGAUGAUUAUCAUCUGUUGCUUCACCGAUUGCCUUGCGGGCAUCGCCAUGGCCUACGAAGCUCCCGAAGCCGACGUGCUCAUGCGGCCCCCACGCAAAGUCGGCGUCGACCACCUCGUCGACUGGAAGCUCGUUGUGCACAGCUACGGCGUGGUUGGGCUGAUGGAGACCGUUGUCUCUUUUGCCAUGUCUUACUGGUACUUGGAGCGCCGGGGGAUUGCUUUUUCGAGCCUGUGGUUCGGUUUCGGAAAAGUCCCCGACGGAAUCGACCAGGAUUUUUACAACGACCAGCUGAACGUGGCGAGCUCGAUAUAUUUUGUCACCCUCGUCGUCAUGCAAUGGUUCAACCUUCUCGCCAUGCGGACGCGACGGCUAUCCAUCUUUCAGCACAUGCCCUUCUUUAACAAGGAGACGCAGAACCUCUGGAUCGUGCCCGCUGUCCUCUUCUCGCUCGUAAUGGCGUUCUUCUGGCUGUACAUCCCGCCCCUGCAGGACACGCUCGGUACUACCGCCGUCCCCGUCGAGUACUGGUUUCUGCCAAUGGCCUUUGGCCUUGCGCUGCUGCUUUUGGACGAGGGCCGCAAAUAUGCCGUCAGGGCAUGGCCCAAGGGCUUGGCUGCGAGGAUGGCUUGGUAGGAUUGAUCGGAGAUGGAUCUGAUGCUGUUGUGGAGGACAUGUAGAGAAGACCACCUAGAUGCGUGAGACACUAGACCGGGAGGAUUUUCUUUUAUUCAUGAGUAGCGAGCGGUCAAGCGUUGAUAUUUUUAAUCGAAUUCUGCGAAUAUGGACAACAGAAAAGAAAAAAAAAAACACUCGCAGCGCGACAGGCGGGAUUGAGUGAUCAAGUGCACAUGUGGAGCGAGCCAAUUACUGCGUUCAUUCCUCACUUGAGAAGUGGUGCACGGCUUGACGGGUUUGUUUGUACGAGAAUUCGCUCCUUCCCCGUCCGCCAGACAAUCAACACUGGCCGGUGCUUUCGCACUGUAAUGGC